AUGGAAAUUGCCAAAGAUUAUGCUAAUGAUAUUAAACCUAGUGAUUUAGACCAGGAAGAUUAUAAUGAAAUAUUAAACAUGGUUCGCCAAAUAAAAGAGUUAGAAAAAGUUAAAAGAGAACAACGCCAGCAAAAUAUCGAAAAUAUAAAACUCAAUAAUCCCCAAAUAUUUGGUCAAUCAAGGUGUUCGACUGAUAGAAGAAAUGAAAUUAGUGUUCCCGAUAACCAUAUUGCCUUAACUAAUGUGUUGUUUGACGAUGCCGAAGCCCAACGUUUAAUAAAACAAGAUAAAGACAAUGGUCGUUAUUAUAUUAAUUAUCACACUUAUGUUGAUUUAAAUGAUAAAAUUACCAUUGACCAUUAUCAACAUUAUCAAGCAAACGGUCAGCAAGGAUUAGCGAAACCAGUUAGUGGUACCAAUGAAUUAGUUGAAAAUAGCGACCAACAAAAUAUGGCCGGAGGGCUUAUUGUUCACCAAGAAAAAGAAAAAUCACCUGAACAAGUAGACAACGAAUUUAUCUUACAAUAUUUUCAAGACCAUGAUAUCAAGCGAAUAUCUUUAAAUCCAGAAGGUAAUUUACUAGUUGAAUAUAAUAGUGGUAAGUCGCAAGUUAUAUUUAACAAACAAGCCAACAACAAAGAACUGCAAAAACUUAUCGCUUAUUACCAAAAAAGUGGUCAAACUAGUUUAACCCAGCAAGAUUUAGUCAAUGCGAAUAAUUCUAACUCCAUAACACCCAAAAAUACUAAUAACCAUACCUUGUUAAUAAGUUUGGGUCUAGGUGGAGCCUUAAUAAUUGGAUUAGUGAUUGGGUUAUGGUUAAGGAAAAAUAAAGUUAAAAAGCAUUAG
Molecule: messenger RNA, 849 nt
Organism: Funneliformis geosporum
Lineage: Eukaryota; Fungi; Glomeromycota; Glomeromycetes; Glomerales; Glomeraceae
Source: the annotation of a GenBank genome assembly